AUUCUUUACGAAACGUCCCUCUGGUGAGUCACGGCCCCCGCUCGUCCCCGGCCGAGCUCAGCGGCUCCAACCCACGGCUGCUGCGGGAACGAAAGACAUCCGCUCCUUCGCACUCAAGCCAGCCCACCCUCUUCACUUUUGAGUCACCGUCUAGCCAUAUCCGGACCACGCUUUCCACCAGCGCUCCUCAGGAUUAUCUCUUUCUACACCAAUGCAUGAGCCAGAAAUCAGAAAAUACCAGGAGCGCCAGCUUCUCUCAAGCCACCCGCUUCUUCAUGAGGAGCGACCCCUCGGUUCAGAAGGCGUCUCAGGAGAACGGCCACUGCGUCAACGGGGUGGGGGGCGGGCAAGUCCACGGUUUCUACAGUUUGCCCAAACCAAGCCGGCACAACUCGGAGCUGAGGGACAGCGCUUACGACUUGCCCAGGAGCUUUGGCUGCUACGCCUACACCAAGUCGAGCCUCACCGGCUCGGAGACGUCGGAUAGCGAGGAGGUCUACACCUUCAAGACCCCCAACAGCACCCUUUGCAAAGAGUUCGGGGAACUUUCCACCGACUCCUACGACGUUCCUGGCACCCCUGUCUCCAUUUACCAGAUUCCACGGACCUUCACGCUCGACAAGAACCACAACGCCUUGGCAGUGGCUUCGAGUGACACGGGGGCAGUGCCUCCGCCGAGACCUCCCAAGCCGGGGCAGGCCGAAUCCCGCUGGGGCAGCCCCCAACAACGCCUGAUGGACGGCGAAGGCCUCAGUGCGAGCCCAGUAGUUACCACCAUUCCCCGAAGGAACACGCUGCCAGCAGUGGAGAACUGCCGGUUACACCGAGCUUCUUCCUGCGAAGCCUAUGAAUAUCCCCAGCCCAGCGUCAGCAGCACAGGACCAUCAGCAGAGUCUGCAAAUGUUGGACCCAGUUCCUAUCUGCAGAACAAAACUGCCGUGGCUCGCUCCCACAGCACGGACUCCGAAGACAACUACGUGCCCAUGAAUCCAGGGUCUUCCCUCCCGCAGAGCGCGGAGGGCUCCAGUGACAGCUCCCAGCACCUCUACAUCCCAAUGAGCCCUGGGCCACAUCACCUGGACCUGAUGGGCCACGCCUCGGCCACCUUCCCAGCGCAGAAAGGCGGCGGCAGCUCCCAGCCCUCCAGGCGGAUGAGUGAAAUCCAGCCCCCGCCCAUCAACCGCAACCUGAAACCAGAUCGAAAAGCUAAACCGACCCCCCUUGACCUAAGGGGCAAUUCAGUCAUUGAUGAACUGCCCUUUAAAUCGCCAGUCACAAAAUCGUGGUCUAGACCCGGCCAGACCUUCAAUUCCAACUUUUCUCAAUAUUGUCGUCCCACCUCUACACAAAGUAUCACCAGCACCGACUCAGGAGAUAGUGAAGAAAAUUAUGUGGCCAUGCAAAACCCAGUUUCUGCAUCUCCCAUUCCAAGUGGGAAAAGCAGUCCGGCCCAAAAGAAGAGCAGCACCAGUGUUGAUUACCUGGCUUUGGACUUUCAGCCGAGCUCACCUGGCCCUCACCGAAAGCCCUCCACAUCCUCUGUCGCUUCGGAUGAGAAAGUCGACUACGUGCAGGUGGACAAGGAGAAGACGCAAGCUUUGCAGAACACAAUGCAGGAGUGGACCGAUGUCCGGCAGUCGUCUGAGCCCAGCAAGACGGUGAAGCAGUAGCCAAGCCAGGGGCAUGCUAGAGAAACCACAGAGGCUUCUAGCAGUCAAGGAGGCCAUCCAUUUGCUUUACCUUCUCUUUGGAGAAGGUU
Molecule: messenger RNA, 1759 nt
Organism: Protobothrops mucrosquamatus (brown spotted pit viper)
Lineage: Eukaryota; Metazoa; Chordata; Lepidosauria; Squamata; Viperidae
Gene: GAB2
Product: GRB2 associated binding protein 2
Exons: 8
Source: RefSeq, a predicted model, not a curated record